Molecule: messenger RNA, 402 nt
Organism: Phytophthora infestans T30-4
Lineage: Eukaryota; Oomycota; Peronosporomycetes; Peronosporales; Peronosporaceae
Exons: 4
Coding region: 1-402 (133 amino acids)
Source: RefSeq, a predicted model, not a curated record
AUGACAAAGACUCUCGCGUUCUCCACCGCUGCGCUUCUGGCAAUCAUCAGCUUCCUCCUAUUGAACAACGCGGUCGACGUGGUGGCCCAAUCGACACUAUUGUCCACUCUGAUGAAUGACUAUGAUCCACUUGUACUCGAGAACAUCAACCUCGGGACGUUUUCCUACUCCAUUCUGGGCCUUUCAAUUGACGCUACCGUGAGCUUGACGCUGGAGGAGAUUGACGCGUCCAUCUCUGUCGAUGUAUCACUCACACUGGACAAGCCUGUACUGUCAGCGAAUGUGCAGGUCGACAUGUACGGCUGUGCGCCGGGUGCACCAGACUGCAAAGACAUCACUCUCACCACCAUUGAAGUUGCAGGUGUUGAUGGUAAUCUGCAGCUGUUCAAACAGUUGCGUUAG